Molecule: messenger RNA, 1214 nt
Organism: Lycium barbarum (goji berry)
Lineage: Eukaryota; Viridiplantae; Streptophyta; Magnoliopsida; Solanales; Solanaceae
Product: endochitinase 3
Exons: 3
Coding region: 82-1074 (330 amino acids)
Biological process (GO): carbohydrate metabolic process; cell wall macromolecule catabolic process; chitin catabolic process
Molecular function (GO): chitin binding; chitinase activity
Source: RefSeq, a predicted model, not a curated record
GAUGUUCCCAUCAUCGUAAUAUAUAUACCCCCUUUGGUUGCCAUCUUCUUCACCAAUUCAGCAAGUAAUCAUAAAGGUCAAAUGAAGCCUUUUGAGUUUACAGCUCUUUCUCCUCUACUACUCUCCUUUCUGCUCCUGAGUGUCUCCGCAGAACAAUGUGGUAGACAGGCAGGAGGUGCACGUUGCCCCUCGGGACUUUGCUGCAGCAACUUUGGUUGGUGCGGAGACACUCAAGCCUAUUGUGGUCCUGGGAAUUGUCAAAGCCAGUGCUCUUCUGGUCCUGGGCCUACUCCAAAACCUCCCACCCCUAGCACUGGGGACAUAAGCAACAUCAUCAGCAGUUCCAUGUUUGAUCAGAUGCUCAAGCAUCGCAAUGAUAACGCAUGCCAAGGGAAGGGCUUCUAUUCCUACAAUGCCUUUAUCACUGCUGCAAGAUCAUUUCGUGGCUUUGGAACCACCGGUGACCCCACCAGGCGUAAAAGGGAGGUUGCUGCUUUCCUUGCCCAAACCUCCCAUGAAACUACCGGAGGAUGGGCUACAGCACCGGAUGGGCGAUACGCAUGGGGUUACUGCUACCUUAGAGAACAGGGUAACCCUCCUAGCUACUGUGUUCAAAGUUCUCAAUGGCCAUGUGCUCCUGGCAAGAAAUAUUACGGAAGAGGCCCCAUCCAAAUUUCAUACAACUACAAUUACGGGCCUUGUGGGAGAGCCAUUGGGGUGAACCUCCUAAACAACCCAGAUCUGGUGGCCACAAACCCAGUCGUCUCAUUUAAGUCAGCAAUUUGGUUUUGGAUGACAGUUCAACCACCAAAGCCAUCUUGUCACGAUGUGAUCACGGGGCGAUGGACACCAUCAGCUGCAGAUAGAGCAGCCAACCGCCUCCCAGGAUAUGGCGUCAUAACAAAUAUCAUCAACGGGGGAUUGGAAUGUGGGCGCGGCUCCGACCCUAGGGUCCAAGACCGUAUUGGAUUUUAUAGGAGGUACUGUUCCAUUCUUGGAGUAAGUCCUGGAGACAACAUUGACUGCGCCAACCAGAGGUCCUUCAACUCUGGCCUCUUACUUGACAACAUGUAAUCGCCUCACUUUUGUAUUUAUUUUCAUCCACACCCACCCUGGUGUAAUAAUAUUAUUAAUAUGUGAUAUGAUCGCUACUGUACCGCAUACAAUAAGCAAAGAGAGUUCUUCCACAAGUACAGUGGAUGUUUCUUCUUCUA